This is a messenger RNA of Chelonoidis abingdonii (Abingdon island giant tortoise), 1089 nucleotides long. The record is from RefSeq and is a predicted model, not a curated record. NCBI's taxonomy places the organism in Eukaryota, Metazoa, Chordata, Testudines, Testudinidae.
AUGGCUACUCAAAAGGCAGUUCCAGAACAGUGUCUUUCCUGUUAUGAAAAGGCAAAUGUGCAGUUAAACAAGCUGCAAGAUCUUCAUCCAUUGCCUAAGAUAAUUUUAGAAUACCGACAGGUUCACAAGAUAAAGUCAACCUAUGUGGAUGGACUACUGUCAUGUAUGAAAAAGGGAUUUAUUUCAUCUACAUGGAAUCAGACAGGAACUGUGACUGGCAGACUUUCAGCCAAGCAUCCUAAUAUCCAAGGUAUCUCCAAGCAUCCAGUUCAAAUUAUUAAGAAGCAAUAUGUAAAAGGAAAAGAAAAUGAAAUAGUAACUAUUUCCCCAAGAACAUUGUUUGUUUCAGCUAAAGGAUAUACGUUCUUAGCAGCAGAUUUCUCCCAUAUUGAACUAAGAAUCCUUGCACACCUAUCCUGUGACCCAGAACUUCUGAAACUAUUCCAAGAACCUGAAACCACUGAUGUGUUUACUACACUGGCUUCUCAAUGGAGGGGUAUUCCAAGUGAACAAGUGAAGCAUGCAGAUAGAGAACAGGCAAAGCGCGUUGUCUACUCAGUAGUUUAUGGAGCAGGUAAAGAACGUCUUGCUGGAUGUUUGGGAAUUACGCCUCUUCAAGCUGGUCAAUUUAUAGAGAGUUUUCUGGUGAAAUACAAGAAAAUUCAUGACUUUACAAAGAAAACCAUUGAGCAAUGCCACAAUGAAGGAUAUGUGGUUUCCAUCAUGGGACGUAAAAGACACUUGCCUAAUAUCAAUGCUCGAGACUACAGACUACGUACUCAAGCAGAGAGGCAGGCUGUCAACUUUGUUGUCCAAGGAUCUGCAGCUGACCUUUGUAAAAUGGCUAUGGUCGAGAUUUUUACCUCUGUUGCCAUUUCUCCAACUUUAACAGCCAGGUUUGUUGCCCAAAUUCAUGAUGAAUUGUUGUUUGAAGUGGAAGAUUCUCAAAUUCAGGAGUUUUCAGCACUUGUAAAAAGAACAAUGGAAUCCCUGCAGCAAAUCAAAGCUUUAGAAAUGCCCCUAAAGACGGAGAACUGUGGCUGGUGCCACAUGCUUCAGCGGAAAAUGAACAGAGCAAUUAAUGAGUGA